Messenger RNA from Myotis myotis, 2286 nucleotides. RefSeq names its product negative elongation factor complex member C/D (gene NELFCD). Gene Ontology annotation, molecular function: RNA binding. Gene Ontology annotation, biological process: negative regulation of transcription elongation by RNA polymerase II. The transcript is spliced from 13 exons. The record is from RefSeq and is a predicted model, not a curated record. NCBI's taxonomy places the organism in Eukaryota, Metazoa, Chordata, Mammalia, Chiroptera, Vespertilionidae. The coding region runs from base 52 to 1488 and encodes 478 amino acids. Gene Ontology annotation, cellular component: NELF complex; nucleus.
CCCGCCCGUCGUGCGCAUGCGCCGUGGCCGCGCGCUCGCUCCCGGGAGACGAUGGCGGGGGCCGCGCCGGGCGCCAUCAUGGACGAGGAGUACUUCGUGAGCGCGGCCGAGCGGGGCGACGAGGCGGACGGCGGCCAGGAGGAGGAGUAUGCCGAGGGGGAGGAUGACGCUGAGGUCCAGCAGGAGUGCCUCCACAAGUUUUCCACCCGGGACUACAUCAUGGAGCCCUCCAUCUUCAACACUCUCAAGAGGUACUUCCAGGCAGGAGGGUCUCCAGAGAACGUGAUCCAGCUCUUGUCAGAGAACUACACUGCUGUGGCCCAGACUGUCAACCUGCUGGCCGAGUGGCUCAUUCAGACAGGCGUUGAACCCGUGCAGGUGCAGGAGACCGUGGAGAAUCACUUGAAGAAUUUAUUGAUCAAACACUUUGACCCCCGCAAAGCAGACUCUAUUUUUACUGAAGAAGGAGAGACCCCAGCUUGGCUUGAACAAAUGAUUGCACAUACCACAUGGAGAGAUCUUUUCUACAAACUGGCUGAAGCUCAUCCAGACUGUUUGAUGCUUAACUUCACUGUUAAGCUUAUUUCUGACGCAGGGUACCAAGGGGAGAUAACCAGUGUAUCCACAGCCUGCCAGCAGCUGGAGGUGUUCUCUAGAGUACUCCGUACCUCUCUGGCUACAAUUUUGGAUGGAGGAGAAGAAAACCUUGAAAAAAAUCUUCCUGAGUUUGCCAAAAUGGUGUGCCAUGGGGAGCACACAUACCUGUUUGCCCAGGCCAUGAUGUCUGUGCUGGCUCAGGAGGAGCAGGGCGGCUCCGCCGUGCGCAGGAUCGCUCAGGAGGUCCAGCGCUUCGCCCAGGAGAAAGGCCAUGACGCCAGUCAGAUCACACUAGCACUAGGCACGGCUGCCUCCUACCCGAGGGCGUGCCAGGCCCUUGGGGCUAUGUUGUCCAAAGGAGCCCUGAAUCCGGCUGACAUCACAGUCCUGUUCAAGAUGUUUACGAGCAUGGACCCGCCUCCUGUUGAACUCAUCCGGGUGCCAGCCUUCCUGGACCUGUUCAUGCAGUCGCUCUUCAAACCCGGUGCCAGGAUCAACCAGGACCACAAGCACAAGUACAUCCACAUCUUGGCGUAUGCGGCCAGCGUGGUGGAGACCUGGAAGAAGAACAAGCGAGUGAGCAUCAACAAGGAUGAGCUGAAGUCGACGUCGAAGGCGGUCGAAACCGUUCACAAUCUGUGUUGUAAUGAGAACAAGGGAGCCUCUGAACUGGUGGCCGAGCUGAGCACACUCUACCAGUGCAUCAGGUUUCCAGUGGUGGCGAUGGGUGUGCUGAAGUGGGUGGACUGGACCGUGUCAGAGCCUCGGUACUUCCAACUUCAGACUGACCACACCCCGGUGCACCUGGCGCUGCUGGAUGAGCAUGAUACUCUUCAGGUCCCUCCAUGCUGUCUCAAAGGAUAUUGUACCAGCCUUACAUUCCCGGAAUAAUUCCCGCUUGGUCAUGGUGCAUUAUCUUUGUAAUAUAUUGCUGGAUCUGAUUUGCUAAUAUUUUGUUGAGGAUUUUAGCAUUUAUGUUCAUCAGGGAUAUUGGCCUGUAAUUAUUUUUCUUUGUGGUGUCUUUACCUGGUUUUGGAAUUAGGGUAAUGCUGGCCUCAUAAAAAGAGCUUGGAAGUGUUCCUUCCUCUUGGAUGUUGUGGAAUAGUGUGAGGAGGAUAAGUGAUCUUUGAAUGUUUGGUAAACUCCCCUGUAAAGCAGUCCCAGGCUUUUGUUUGCUGGGAGUUUUUUGAAUACUGCUUCAAACUUCCUAAGUUUUUAUUGGCCUACUCAGGCUUUCUGAUUUCUUCCUAAUUCCGUUUAGGGAGAUUGUAUUUUUUCUAGGAAUUUGUUCAUUUCAUACACAUUGUCCAGCUUGUUGGCAUAUAGUUGUUCAUAGUAUUUUCUUGUGAUCCUUUGUGUUUCUGUGGUGUCAGUGGUUAUUUCUCUGCUUUGGUUUCUGAUUUUACUUAUUUGGGUCCUCCCUGUUUCUUGAUGAGUCUGGCAAAAGGUUCAUCAAUUCUGUUUAUCGUUUCAAAGAACCAGCUCUUGGUUUCAUGGAUUUUAUGUAUUGCUUUUUUAGUCUAUGUCAUUUAUUCCUGCUCUAAUUUUUAUUAUUUCCUGCCUUCUGCUUGCUCUGAGCUUCCCUUGUUGUUCUCAUUAUUUGAGUUGUAGUGUUAAGUAGCUUAUUGUUGAUUUUUCUUGUUUUUUGAGGUAGGCCUGUAGUUCUAUGAACUUCCCUCUCAGGGCUGC